Leptomonas pyrrhocoris is the source of this 772-nucleotide messenger RNA. RefSeq lists its product as hypothetical. The record is from RefSeq and is a predicted model, not a curated record. NCBI's taxonomy places the organism in Eukaryota, Euglenozoa, Kinetoplastea, Trypanosomatida, Trypanosomatidae. Bases 206 to 772 code for a protein of 188 amino acids. The transcript has a single exon.
GAUUAACGAGAACAAAAUACGUCGAGUGAAACUUCACUGCAAUCAACGCUAACAAACUCAAAUUCUAGCACCAAAGCCGUUUUCUACUGAACAGCAGGGUUUUGUUUUUUCUCCUCUGUGCAUCACCUUGUCUUGUGUGCGUGCCUGAGUGGGAUUUGACGGAGUACCCAGUCUCAACAAAGGAAAAAGAACAGGAAUUUCGAAAAUGCUUUCUCAUAUCCGCACUGCCUCCAUCUUUCGCCGCCACCACCGCGAACACCGCGCUUCCGCACCUGUGGAAGCGGCGAUGCCCGCCUCGGCAACGACGACGACGGGCAGCACCUCCUCUGCCGCCACGUAUCCCCACGCCGACCCGUGCUACAACUACUUCGAGCUGUUCCCCGAGGAGGUGGGGGCGGUGGGCAACGUGGAGGUUGUGGAUGCGGAAGAGGCGUAUCUGUGGAAGCUUGUGGGCCGCCGCGUCUCGCAGGCAGCUGCCGAGGCGGAGGGUGGGUGUGUGAAGGUGACACUGGCGGGGUCUGAGGAGGCGCCGCUGUACUACAGCAUCACCGACUCCGAUGAUGAGGUCUACGGCCGUGCGGCGUAUCUCCCUCGUCCCGCUGCGCGUGUGCCGUGCAUGCUGAAGGAGGAGCCCUCGGUCUUUACGGAGAGCUGCUCCUGCGAUGCGUGCUCGGAAGAAGACGAGAACGACUGCUCCUCUGCGUGCAGCUCACCGUGUGCCGACAGCAUGUCGCUGCGCUGCACCUACCCGGUGAACUGUGGCUCGAGCUAA